Geodia barretti is the source of this 951-nucleotide messenger RNA. The record is from the annotation of a GenBank genome assembly. Lineage: Eukaryota; Metazoa; Porifera; Demospongiae; Tetractinellida; Geodiidae.
GCCGAGCUCUAAAGGUAGGGCAGAUAAUAUAUUUAUGGGCCUCUUUCCACUUUUUACCAGUCCAUCUAACGGGUUGUUUGCCUUGUUCUAUUUGCAGCGCACCUCUGGCUGAGAGAAGCGCCACAGGCAUGCGUCGCAGUUAGACACUCGUCCAGCUACAAGUAUGUGACAAAAGAUGUGGAGGACACUCCAUUUGAUGCCCGCUCAGUGAACGACAGAAAUGCAACAACCCUUUUUCUCACCGAGAUGAUCAGAGGUCUCGCAGUGACACUGUCGGCGUUCUUCCGAGAGCCAGUGACCCUGAUGUACCCAUUCGAGAAAGGUCCUUUGAGUCCUCGGUUCAGGGGGGAACACGUCUUACGUCGCUACCCUAAUGGAGAGGAGAGGUGCAUUGCCUGCAAGCUGUGUGAGGCUGUCUGCCCCGCUCAGGCCAUCACGAUAGAGGCGGAGACGAGGGCGGACGGUAGCAGGAGGACCACGAGAUACGACAUCGACAUGACCAAGUGUAUCUACUGCGGCUUCUGUCAGGAGGCCUGUCCGGUCGACGCCAUCGUUGAGGGUCCAAACUUUGAGUUUUCGACAGAGACGCACGAGGAGCUACUCUACAACAAGGAGAAACUGCUCAGCAAUGGAGACAAGUGGGAGAAAGAGAUUGCCACUAACAUACAGGCAGACCAUCUCUACCGCUAGCCAGCCACCACCACCACCACACACACUGAUUACUGCUCAUCAGGAGAUAUGUUCAUGUCUGUCUACACUUCAUUAUUUGUGUGUGUCGUGUGCCAUUAUAGUGUAUUUAUGCUAAGUCAGUAUCAGGUCGCUAGACUGUAAAUGGUUAUUGAUGCAAUGUGCUGGUUUCGCAUCACUCGAAUAUGAUGUUUUGAUGACCGUAGCAGAAUGUGGAGCCAAAGGGGUUAAUGCUGUUAGUGGAGGAAGACCUGUUGAGGACGA